Molecule: messenger RNA, 3071 nt
Organism: Amphibalanus amphitrite
Lineage: Eukaryota; Metazoa; Arthropoda; Thecostraca; Balanomorpha; Balanidae
Product: proton myo-inositol cotransporter-like
Exons: 1
Coding region: 410-2245 (611 amino acids)
Biological process (GO): transmembrane transport
Cellular component (GO): membrane
Molecular function (GO): myo-inositol:proton symporter activity
Source: RefSeq, a predicted model, not a curated record
ACCUAGGUAGGACCUUAUCAGUCUCAGAAGUCAUAUGACCAUUGACGGUCACUCCGGGAGGGCCCGAUAGCGGACGAUCGACUCAGAACUUGUCACACCUCUCAGUUUCCGCGCCGGUGGCGACCAGGCAGGUGCUCGAGAGCUACCGCAGUCCGCGGCGCACGGUCCGCUCGAACUACCGAGCAGAAGUGGGCACCCCUCGCUCGAACUCGCCGCUGUAGGUCUCCAAUUGAAGCACCGUGAAUUCAGCUCCCCUCAGGUUGGCUCGUCGCGGGAUCUUCCCGACAUUGCGACAUCAGGGUCCAGGAUUGUUCGUCUUUUGAGUUGGCAGCAGUCUAUCACCUGUCUGUCCCUUCAACUCUAAGGUUGCGCACAACACGAUAGCCGCUCCACCUCAGAACCGACAACUAUGGACGGCCCGGAAGUUAAGCCGUCGGUUUUGGACAGUCAUGAAGCCAAGUCGCCAGUUAUGGACGGCCCGGAAGCCAGGCCGUCGUUGGGCGCCGUCGCUCCGACGUCGUCGUCGCGUCGGCUGCUGUACGCCCUGACGGCUCUCUCGGCGAUCGGCGGCUUCUUGUUCGGCUACGACACAGGCGUCGUGUCGGGCGCCAUGCUGCUGGUGCGCGAGGACAUGGCGCUCGACGACCUCUGGCACGAGCUGAUCGUGUCGGCCACCAUCGGCACGGCAGGCGUGUUCGCGCUGGUGGGCGGCGACGCGGCCGACCGGUUCGGACGCAAACCCGUGAUCCUGGCCGCCAGCGUGGUGUUCGUCGCCGGCAGCGUGCUGAUGGCCGUUUCCGGAAACAAGGAGGUGCUCCUGGUCGGCAGGAUCAUCAUCGGCGUCGGCAUCGGCCUGUCGAGCAUGUCGGUGCCGAUAUACAUCUCGGAGGCGGCGCCGGCGGCGGUGCGCGGCCGGCUCGUCACCGUGAAUGUGGCGUUCAUCACGGGCGGCCAGCUGGCGGCCUCACUGAUCUGCGGGGCGUUUUCAGGGGUGGACCACGGCUGGCGCUACAUGCUCGGCCUGGCCGCCGUGCCGGCCGCGCUGCAGACGCUCGGCUUCCUCGCCAUGCCGGAGACGCCGCGCUACCUGGCCACCCGCGGCCGGCGCGACGCCGCGCUACAUGUGCUGCUGCGACUGCGCGGCGCGCCCGACACCGCCGAAGGCGAGCUGCGCGACGUCGAGCGCGACAUCGCGCAGGAGCACGAGGAACGCUCCUCGCGCCCGUCCAACGUGCUGCUGGCGGUGCUGUCGGCGGCGGGCACGCGGCGCGCGCUGGCCGUCGGUUGCGGCCUUCAGGUGUUCCAACAGCUGGCCGGCAUCAACACCGUCAUGUACUACAGCGCCAGCAUCAUCACACUGGCAGGCGUGCGCGACCCAACCACAGCCAUCUGGCUGGCAGCAGCGCUCUCCGCCAUCAACUUCAGCUUCACGUUCGUGAGUAUGGCGCUGGUGGAGCGGCUGGGCCGGCGUCCGCUGACGCUCAGCAGCAUGGCUGGCUCAGCGCUCAGCCUGGUGGUGCUAGCUGCCAGCUUCCACAUCAGCUACCAGCACUCGGCUCCGGUGCAGCUGUGGCCGUCCGACAGUUGCCACUACUCCAUAUGUGACGACUGUGUCGUCUCGGCCGACUGCGGCUUCUGCUUCCUGGAGGCGGCCGACGGUGGCGCGCUCAACGGCUCGUGCGUGCCGUUCGUGUCUCGGCAGAACACCUCAGCGGCGGUGGGACGAUGCGUCGGUCUGUCCGCCGCCGCCGGAGACACUUUCACUUGGGCGCCUGACUGGUGUCCUUCCGACUACUCCUGGAUGCCUAUCCUCGGCCUCUCGCUCUACCUGGUCUGCUUUGCCUCCGGCAUGGGCCCGAUGCCUUGGACCAUCAACUCGGAGAUCUAUCCGCUGUGGGCACGCGGCACGUGCAACGCCAUCGCCACGUCCUGUAACUGGUUCUUCAACCUGCUCGUGUCGCUCACGUUUCUGACGCUGACCACGGCCAUGACGAAGCACGGUACGUUCUACAUGUACGCCGGCCUGGCGUCGCUCGGCCUGGUGUUCUUCUACCUGACCGUGCCGGAGACGAAGGGUGUCUCCUUGGAGAGGAUCGGGGAGCUGUUUGAGAAGCCCUGGGGCCUGCACCCGCCGGCCCGACUGGCGCCGGACGCAGUGGAGGAGAAACCGGAGGGCAGCCGCGCAGGCAGUGUGUCGGUCCAGCAGUACUCGAACCCCGCCUUCGUCGGUGACGACGGAGCGUAGUGGGUAUAGCAGAGCCACGGAAUACACUCUUGGACUACGUUUGGAGCGUCUCGAACCAUAUACUUUGGAAUAAAACAGUGUCUAUGACAGUCGGCUGCUCGUUACAUAUAUGAGAGAGCAAAAGGAGAGUAUGUGACAAUGGAGAAGCGGAGAACUGUGUGCUCCAUUGGCGAAGUGUUCGCGACAUGAGCAAAGAGCAGUGCUGCUGUCAUUUGACAGACGCUGUCACUGUCAUAUGAAGGACCAUGAAGGAAGUUCCGAACAAAUGCUAAUACUGCAGCAUUUGUAAAUAUGUUAUGCACAUAUUGUGCUGUUAUGUAGCUGUAUUGUUACGUUGGGAUGAAUGCAACGCAAACUGGUCAUUCGAAGCAACGGACACUGGUAAGUGGUAAUAGUCGUGUUUCAUGUUGAUCUUUCCUCAAGAACACCGAUAAAAAACUUCCCAAUUUCGGAAGAAUCAAGCAAAUGCGUCUUAAUGAAAAUCUGUUCAAAUCAGCGUCUCUGAGUUGCAUUACCUGUUAUGGAUCAUAUCAGUUAAGAGAAAUGGAACGUCUUUAUAAUUGUUGAUGGACUGAAUCCCCUCAUUGUGGUUGACUUAAUAUGAGCCUUUUGUUUCGAUUCGUUAGUACAGAAGUAUCAUUGAUUGACCACCACUUAAUCUUUCGGUGUGCGUCGCACGAUGAUAGCGUAUCAAUGCGAUCACGAGAGCACUCACGGCUGGGAACCUUAGCAUAUAACAUCUGGCGACCCACCCACCUCACGUUAUCGGUGUGAAGUGUGGAAAAAUUUCGACGGGAGUGUCUAAAUAAAAAUAGUGUGACGAGUG